GGUGUCACCUUCCCCGACCCCCAUGUCAGCAACUGCUCGGCCAAGCGGCACGCGGGGGAGGAGGAGGUCAGGAUGCGCGUGAAGCCCCCGGGCCCAGUGGUAACGACCAGCGUUGUACGUGGCUCCCCCGACUACGUCCGAGAGCCCAAAUUCUACCCGCCGGGGCACCCGGUCCAACGGCCCCCGGCUUGCCCGGCGGAAAAAGCCUUAUCCUGCAGCGUCCUGAGCUUCCCUGAGGGCUCCUGCCCCGCGCUCGGCCGGGAGCACCAGGCGGGCUCGCUGCUGCUGCACGGCGACCCGGCCGACCGGUGCCAGGGCGUUCACGGGGGCACCAAAGCAGCAGAGGAUUUGCUGGGCUGCGCCGGGGAACCCCGGAUCCUGGGGGGUAGCGGGGAAGAAGCAACCGCCCGUGACCGGGCGCCCAAAACCUUCCCCAACGCGACGCUGGCCUCGGGCCGCUGUAACGUCGAAGGCAUCCUCGCCUUGCUCCGCAGCAAGUGCGGCAACGGGCACAUCAACCUCCACCCCGUGGUGCAGCUCAUCGACAUCAUGAAGGACCUCAACCGCCUCUCCGAGGACCUCAAGAGCAGCGGGGUGCACCUGGACUGCGGCAACCUGCGCGGGGGCGGCGGUGGCCACGAGGACAGCCGCCUCCUCCCCGCUGACCGCGACCUCCAGUACAGCUUCUUCUCCUCGCCCUCCCUGGCCAACAGCAUCCGCAGCCCCGAGGAACGGGGGGUGCUCUGCAAAACUGAGCCUCCCCGGCACCCCCAGCCCCCAGCCCGCGAAGGAGAAGCCGAGGGAGGUGGGGGGAGCGCCCCGCAGCCCCCCGGCCACAGCGGAGGCGUGGGGGGGGGCGCCUCCAAAGCGCCGGCGGAGGAAGCCGGUUGUUCCCAACCCGAGGCCGGUGAUUACUCGGAUCUGGCCGAGGCGGACAUCCUUAACGAACUGGCCUCCUUGGCUUGCCCGGGGACGCAGCUGCUGGAGUCGCAGGCCAUGGAGCCGCAGCCCCAAUUGCUGCCGGCCCAAGAGCUGGACUCCCAAUCCCGGCUGCUGGAUUCCCAAUCCCUGGAGUCGCAGCCUCAGCUGCUGGAUUCGCAGAGCCUGGAGCCGCUGCCGGAAUCGUUGGAGCUGCAAAACCUGGAGCCGUUGGGGCUGCAGUCGCUGGAGCCCCUCUCGGAAUCGUUGGAGCUGCAGUCGCUGGAGCCUUUAUCCGAGUCGCUGGAGCUGCAGUCGCUGGAGCCGCUGGCGGAGCCCCUGGGGCUGCAGACGCUGGAGCCGCUGCCGGGGACGCUGGAGACGCCGCUGCUGGAUGCCCGGGCCCCUCUUCUGCCCACCGAGCCCUCGCUGCUGGAGACGCAGCCCUUGGGGACCGUGUCGGAGCUGCUGGAGGCUCAGCCGGGCUCCGGGGAGCCGCUGCGGCCCCACGGGCUGCAAGCCCGGCUGGGGGGUUGUCCUUUGGGCAGCGUGGUGAAACGGGGACCCUGUGGGGGGCGGGGGGCCGGGAGGUGCGGCGAGGACCACCGCAAGUACGCCCUGCGCCGGACAGACAAGCCAAAGAUGCUGUGCCGCCGGAGGAGGGCAGGGCGAGGGCGGCGGGUGGACAUCACCCCCGAGAGCCGCGUCCUGUCCCCCCUCGCCCUGCCCGCCGAGGUGCCCCCCGGCCCCGAGGAACCCAGCGCCCCGCUGCUGGCCCCCCCGCCGCCUCCGCCGCCCCCCACCACCACCACCCUAGACCCCGACGAGGUGCCCAAGCCUCCAGCGACGGGGAAGAAGAGCAAGUGCCGGGGGGUGAGGAAGAUGGUGGUGAAGAUGGCCAAGAUCCCCGUGUCCCUGGGGAGGAGGAACAAGACCACCUACAAGGUGUCAUCGCUCAGCAGCAACCUGAACCUGGAGGGCAAGGAGCUGGCGGCCAGCAGCUCCAUGGAGCCCACGCCGCUGCUCAAGAUGAAGAACAACGGGCGCAACGUAGUGGUGGUCUUCCCCCCUGGAGAGAUGCCCAUCAUUCUGAAGAGGAAGAGGGGGAGGCCUCCUAAGAACCUGCUGCUGGGUCAAGCCAAGCCCAAGGAGCCCGCCCCGGAGGUGAAGAAGAGGAGGAGGAGGAAGCAGAAGCUGGCUUCCCCUCAGCCAUCCUACAUCGCCGACACCAACGACAGCAAAGCCGACUACUCGGACGUGCUGGCCAAGCUGGCCUUCCUCAACCGGCAGAGCCAGUGCUCGGGGCGCUGCUCCCCGCCGCGCUGCUGGACCCCCAGCGAGCCCGAGUCCAUCCACCAAGCCCCCGACACCCAGAGCAUCUCCCACUUCUUGCACCGCGUCCAAGGUUUCCGCCGGCGCGGGGGCAAAGCGGGGGGUUUCGGCGGGCGCGGGGGGGGGCACGCCGCCCGUGCUGCCCGUUGCUCCUUCAGCGAUUUCUUCGAGGGCAUCGGGAAGAAGAAGAAAGCCCCCACCGCCCUCCACGCCGACGCCGUGCACCCCCGUAAGCGGGGAAGGCCGGAGCCCGACCCCGUGGGCAAACCCAAGCGGAAAAGACGGGCCCGCAAGAACGGGGCCCUCUUCCCCGAGCCCAACCCUGGGCAGAGCUUCGGCGACGGCCCCGCCGAGUGGGCCAGUGGGGAGAAGGGCAGCCCUUGGGCCCCCCAUCACGGCCACCCCGGCGGCCAGGCCGGCCGUAAUGGCGGCUACCAAGGUGCCGAGGCCAGGCCUUUCCACGCUGCCGGGAUGGAGUCGGGCUCCUCCGGCCGGGCCGGUUUCUACGCCGGGAAUGCACCGUCCUCGCAAACGGAGGCCGGCCCGGAGAGGCACAGCCUCUUCACCGGCUACUUUCGCUCCUUGCUGGACUCGGACGAUUCCUCCGACCUGUUGGAUUUCGCCCUCUCGGCUUCCCGCUCCGAAUCCCGCAAGUCGGCGGCCGCCUACACUGCUCCCCCGGCCACCUUGCCCGGCCAGCGGGGCCUAGCGGCCUACCCAUCCCGGGGGGGCAAGGUGGCGGCGGCCACCCCCGGCGCCGAGGCCGCUUUCCACGCCGCCAUGCAAGGCCGGCCUGCGUUCCCUCCCGGCCGCCCCGCCGCCGGCUACGGGGUAUCCCAAGCCUCAUCGGAAUGCCGGGGUGCCGAGUCCUUCCCCAAACUGGCACCACCCUCCGCCGUCUCCCGGUCGCCCACGGCUCACCCGGCGGCCAGCGGGACCCCCGGCUACUCCCCCUACGGCAACUACGGGGCCGGGCAAAGCGUGGCGCCCGCCAGCGUCUUCCCGCCGGGGAAGCAGUACCCGUCGGCGCAGGAUUGUCCCAACAGCAAGGACUGCAGCUUCGCCUACGGCAGCGGCAGCAGCCUCCCGUCCUCCCCCAGCAGCGCCCACAGCGCCGGCUACGCGCCCCAGACGGCCGGUCCCAGUUUGCCACUGGGCAAAGCCGCCUUCUUCAACAGCGCCGAGCAAGGAGGGGGACAGUUCUCCAGCGCAGCGCACACCCCCUUGAGAUGCGACAGCCGGGCCAGCACCGUCUCGCCUGGCGGCUACAUGGUGCCCAAGGGUUCGGCUUCUUUCCAGCCCUCGCCCGAAAAUUGCCGGCAGUUCCCCGGCGCCGCGCCGUGGGCUUUCCGGCAAGGCUACGGCGGGUUGGACUGGAGCUCGGAAGCCUUCAGCCAACUCUACAACCCGGGUUUCGAGUGCCACCUCAACGAGCCCAACGUCAUCCUGGACAUCUCCAACUACACCCCGCAGAAAGCCAAGCAGCAGACGGUCUCGGAGACCUUCUCCGAGUCCUCCUCUGACAGCACCCAGUUCAACCAGCCGGCCGGUUACCGGCGCGCCAACAGCGAGGCUUCCUCCAGUGAGGGCCAGUCCAGUCUCUCCAGCCUGGAGAAGCUGAUGAUGGACUGGAACGAGGCAUCCUCCGCCCCGGGCUACAACUGGAACCAGAGCGUCCUCUUCCAGAGCAACUCCAAGCCCGGUCGGGGCCGACGGAAGAAGGUGGACAUGUUUGACACCUCCCACCUGAACUUCUCCUCUUCUUCCUCCUCUUCCUCCGUCUACCCCUCCAAGAGGAACACGGGACCCCGGCAACCCCGAGGUUCCCGGGGGGCUUGCGCCUCCAAGAAGGAGAGGGGGACGGGCAAGGCCAAGUUCCCCACCAAGUCGCAGGCGGUCAACCCCCUCUUCCAGGAGAGCACGGACCUGGGCUUGGACUACUACAGCGGGGACAGCAGCAUGUCCCCCCUGCCCUCCCAGUCCCGGGGCUUCGGGGUGGGCGAGCGGGACCCCUGCGACUACGCCGGCCCUUACUCCAUGAACCCUUCCACCCCUUCGGACGGGACCUUCGUCCAAGGUUUUCAGAGCGACUCCCCAGGUUUGGGGCAGGCGGAUUUGGAGAGCAAGCACUUCCCUGCCCUCCCCCACCAGCUGGCGGCCCCCCCCGGCCAGCAGACUGUCUUCGAGGCCGGCUUGCAGAAAGCCUUCUCGCCCAACUGCUCCCCGACUUUGGCCUUCAAGGAGGACCUCCGGGCGGGGGACAUCCGCAAGCUGCCCGCCUGCGACUCGCUCAAACACAGCAUGCAGGGGGGGGCCCUGCCGCACGCCCCCCACCUGGCUUGCCGCGAUCUCCCCAUGCCUCAACCCCACUACGAUUCCCCCAGUUGCAAAAACCCACCUUACUGGUAUUCCCCCAACGCCAGCACCCGGAGCCCCUCCUACGACGGCAAAGCGGGGGCCGGGAUGUUGGUGGACUUCAUGGGCAGGACGGACCCCCCGUGUCUCAACCCCCACUUGAGCAGCCCAGGUGGCCCCCACCCCUCCAAGGGCGAGAAGGAACCCUUGGAGAUGGCCCGGGCUCACCAUCGAGGACCCUACGCUUGUCCCUUGAUCAAUGACUUGAACAUCUCCCCCGUACCGAGAGACUCAAUGCUGCAGCUGCAGGACAACUACAGGUACCCCAGUUUUGCACCCCAAGGGCACCCCGUCAUGGCCCCCACCCAGAAGAGCGGGUUUUUGGGACCCAUGGUAGAGCAACAACAACACCCCGAGGACACUUUUACGGUCACCUCAUUGUAGUGUCUGCUGACGUGCCAACCGGACAACGAGGUUUUGUUACAGG
Molecule: messenger RNA, 5092 nt
Organism: Calidris pugnax (ruff)
Lineage: Eukaryota; Metazoa; Chordata; Aves; Charadriiformes; Scolopacidae
Gene: AHDC1
Product: AT-hook DNA binding motif containing 1
Exons: 1
Coding region: 73-5049 (1658 amino acids)
Source: RefSeq, a predicted model, not a curated record